ACCCGGCCAGCAGCCAGCAGGGAUCUAUCUGCAUCCACACCAAGCCCCAGGAUGUGCAGAGAUUUCCUUUAGGUCCCAACCCACCACCAUGCGGUCCUGUCCAUGGAGACCUCGUCACCUGGGCCAACGUGUCCUGUGGCCCUUGCUUUUGGUUUUGCUGCUCUUCUUCCUCUUCACCCUGCCCUCCUUCAUUAAGGAGCCUAGCACAAAGCCUUCCAGGCAUCAAUAUACACAGAACAAUAUAAAGCGGGCUGAGGAGUCGCAGCAAAACUCUAUGUCCCCAGCUCCCACCAUGCAACAGAGGAGAAGCGUCCAUGAUGAGCCAGGGCAAGAGGAGGGUACCCUGGACACAGACCCUGGGCCCACAGCCCCCUUGGCUAGAGGGAACAGGACAGAGGCUGCCCGGACACCACAGCGGGAACAGGGUGCUGUGCCCAGCGCCACACUGGCAGCAGCACUGAAGGGACAGGGAGAAGAGAAAACCCAGGUGGACGUGCUGCCACCAAGAGGUCAGCACAAGGAGAUGGCCUCCGUCAGGACAAAGGCAACAGCAGUGCAGAGUCAGGACACGGUGACAAGAGGCAGGGGGGACCAGAAGGGGAAGCUGACAACUGCAAGGGCAGUGUUAAAAAAAACCCAGGGCAAAGCGUUGGCCACCACAGUAGUGACAACAAGGACAAGAAAGAAAGCCAUGACCACAGCCGCUGUCCCAGGCAAGGAGAAGGCAGCGCGGGCCAACCCUGCACCUUCCCCAAGGCCCACCACAGGGAGAAGCCAGAGACUGAAGGCCGCCAACUUCAAGUCUGAGCCCCGCUGGGAUUUUGAGGAAAAGUAUAGCUUUGAUGUGGGGGGUCUGCAGACGAGAUGCCCUGACUCAGUGAAGGUCAGAGCCUCCAAGUCACCAUGGCUCCAGAAUCUCUUUCUGCCCAACCUCACUCUCUUCCUGGACUCUGGACGCUUCAACCAGAGCGAGUGGGAGCGCCUGGAACACUUCGCCCCUCCCUUCGGCUUCAUGGAGCUCAAUCACUCCUUGGUGCAGAAGGUCGUGGCCCACUUCCCGCCGGUGCCCCAGCAGCAGCUGCUCCUGGCCGGCCUGCCCUGGGAGAGCUCGCAGUGCGUCACUUGUGCUGUGGUGGGCAACGGCGGCAUCCUGAACGACUCCCACGUGGGCCGAGACAUCGACAGCCACGACUAUGUGUUCCGAUUGAGCGGAGCUCUUAUUAAAGGCUACGAACAGGAUGUGGGUACGCGGACAUCGUUCUACGGCUUCACGGCCUUCUCCCUGACCCAGUCCCUUCUCGGGUUGGGCAGUCGGGGUUUCCGGAACGCGCCCACCGGGAAGGACGUUCGCUACCUACACUUCCUGGAGGGAACCCGGGACUAUGAGUGGCUGGAAGCAUUGCUUCUGAAUCAGACCCUGGCGAAAAAGAGCCUUUUCUGGUUCAGGCACAGGCCCCAGGAAGCUUUUUGGGAAGCCUUGCAAUUGGACAGAUACCUGUUGCUACACCCAGACCUUCUCCGCUACAUGAAGAACAGGUUUCUGAGGUCAAAGACCCUGAACACGGCCCACUGGAGGAUAUACCGGCCCACCACGGGUGCCCUCCUACUGCUCACUGCCCUUCAGCUCUGUGACAAGGUGAGUGCCUAUGGCUUCAUCACUGAGGGCCACGAGCGCUUUUCUGAUCAUUAUUAUGAUAAAACAUGGAAACGACUCAUCUUUUACAUAAACCAUGACUUCAAGUUAGAGAGAGAGGUCUGGAAGCGGCUCCACGAGGAAGGCAUCAUCUGGCUGUACCAGCGUCCCCAGACUGCCAAAGCAAAGAACUGACUGGUGCCUGGGCCACAGCAGUCUCUUCCUUCGGUUCCUCCAAAACACAGGGUGCCGUGAGAGUCCCACGGCCAUCUGAGAGCCUUUGCCAUCUGCCCAGGGCUUGGACCAGCCUCCAGACCCCCAGGGUCACCUGAGAAGAAGAGAAAACUCCCUCAAGGUGGCAAGGGGUUGGAGUCCUUCGGGAAGUUGCUGCAGGUUCAGAUGGAGAUUCCUAAGACCAGGGGGUUUUAAUUAACUGGGUGGUAAGUGGCCAAUGCCCCACAUGAUUAAAAAAAGCACUCUGUGCUGUUCCAAAGCCACGUGGUACAAAGGAAAGCGCCUGAACACACAGAGAUUUCUAGAUCGAGUGUGAAUUCCAGAUCUUCUCCUUCGACAUCGUAAAAUCUUGGCGUUAUCUGAAGAUCCUUCCAGCGAUCAUCUGAUUCUAAAAGGGCUGCACUUUUCCUUGUUCUCUGAGUUAUUUGACAGCUCUAUGUAUUGUAGAAAACAGAGUAAAGCAAAUGAUUCUUGCCUAUGAAAAUGCAAAUAAAUUUUGUACAAUGAAGAUCUAAUAACUCCAGGGAUGGUCACCAGUCAGUCACCACCUCGAGAAUUUAUUCUCGAGAUCCUUAAUGCCUAAAUGUGUGUCUGUGGCUAGGGUUCUCCUUUGAACCACUUUUAACUUUUUUUUUUUUGGUACCGGGGAUCGAACUCAGAACCUUGUGCUUGUGAGGCAGCCUCGGUGCCACUGAGCUAAAUCCCCAGCCCAACCACU
Messenger RNA from Heterocephalus glaber (naked mole-rat), 2585 nucleotides. It is a transcript of the gene St6galnac1, whose product is annotated as ST6 N-acetylgalactosaminide alpha-2,6-sialyltransferase 1. Lineage: Eukaryota; Metazoa; Chordata; Mammalia; Rodentia; Bathyergidae. Gene Ontology annotation, molecular function: alpha-N-acetylgalactosaminide alpha-2,6-sialyltransferase activity. The record is from RefSeq and is a predicted model, not a curated record. Gene Ontology annotation, biological process: oligosaccharide biosynthetic process.